AUGUUGACGCUUGUCACCAAUUUGGUCAUGGGACUUUGGAUCUUCUUCCGAUCCUGGAUCCCAAAAGUCAGUGCCACUGUCAACGGCUUAUUAGCCGCGACUUGGGCGGCUGGCUACGGUUUGCUCAUAGACGCAAUGAAAUCGACCAUCACAACACCAUGCUCUGUUGCUUACUGGGGCGAUAAUCGUGGAAUUCUUGUUUGCAGUCUUUACAAGGCGCUACUGGCUGCCGGUGCUGUCGGCCUUACGAUUGCCAUGGUCGUCCUGGACGUUCUUGCCGCUCGAACAUUGCGGAAUUCUCGCAAGUCUCGCACUGGAAUGAAAGAACUGCUGUUGGGGAAGCCAACAGAGACGGUUUAUGAACCAGUUUGGGCCACCCGAGAUGAUAUGGCCGUUAGUCUGGAGCCCACAGAGAACGAGAAAUAUGAAGGCCUGCGACGCAACAGUGACCCCUAA
Molecule: messenger RNA, 456 nt
Organism: Clonostachys solani
Lineage: Eukaryota; Fungi; Ascomycota; Sordariomycetes; Hypocreales; Bionectriaceae
Source: the annotation of a GenBank genome assembly